AUGUAUUUUCGCGCAUUGAUAUUAGCCUGCUUAAUAGUAUCAACAUAUUCAGCAAUUUGGAAUCUUUUUGGCAUGAAAAAAUGCAUUGGUGGAAAAAGUUUACUUUAUUACAAUGGAUAUGGAUGUAACUGUGGACUGGGACGAAAAUAUCAACUUCCAGUUGAUGAUGUUGACAUUUGUUGCAUACGUCACAAAGGUUGCUAUAGUGCAGCUGUAGAAAGUGGUGAUUGUAAACAUUGGAUAUUACCCUAUUUUAGCAUUUAUAAAUGGAAAUGCAUGGAUAAAAAUCCCAUCUGUAACGAAGAAGUGAAUAAUUCAAGGAAUAUCUGUGCAACAGCAAUUUGUGAUUGUGAUAGCGAAUUUGUUAAGUGUUUGGAAGAGAAUGAUUUCAUCAAUAUGAAGCCAACAUGUAUGAUUGAUAUGAAGGUGGAACGAAACUUGAAAUGA
Messenger RNA from Brugia malayi, 447 nucleotides. RefSeq names its product Phospholipase A2 family protein. Bases 1 to 447 code for a protein of 148 amino acids. The transcript has 3 exons. Lineage: Eukaryota; Metazoa; Nematoda; Chromadorea; Rhabditida; Onchocercidae. Gene Ontology annotation, biological process: lipid catabolic process; phospholipid metabolic process; arachidonate secretion. The record is from RefSeq and is a predicted model, not a curated record. Gene Ontology annotation, molecular function: calcium ion binding; A2-type glycerophospholipase activity.